UCCACCUUGCGAUGGCUGCUAUCUUUGGAGUUAUUUGUUGUUUGGGUGCUGGUGGUCUUCAUCGAAUUCGACGAUCUUGCGAAGAGGCGGUAGAGUAUUACAAUUCGGCAACUCCAGUUGAACAACUGAAAGAUUUGGGACAACUGCUAAAAACUGCAAACAAAGUGUUGGUCAAAAUUUAUGGUAAAGUCAGAACAGAUUAUACUCCAGUUAAUUGUAAGCUUAGUGGUUUAAAAGGAGUAAUCGUGAAGGAAACGGCAUAUCAAAACUUUUUCAAGCAAGAUGACAAAGGUAAAUGGAUCAAGGAUAGAACAGAGAUGCUAUCAACUUGUGAAAAGGUUCCUUGGUACUUGGAUGAUGGAAGUGCUCGUGUGGAUAUUGUUGGACCUUAUCCUUCAACUGGCUUGUUACAACUUUCAGGUGAAGCGUUUGAGGGACCGGGCCGAUCACUUGUUUAUCCAACAUGCGACUGUGUGAAAGGUCCCAAAAUACUUGGAGUCACAAGAAUUGAACGCGUUCUACCAAUAGGCGCUCGGUUAACGAUUGUUGGUAAGGCUGUUAAAGAAGACGAUGGAACCUUUACGAUCUACAAACCCGAUUAUGUCUCUCAUGGAAACAUAAGUGUGCAUGGAUUCACUGGAGACUAUCGGAUGUGCGCCAGGUUAGUGUCCUUAAUUUGUUUAAUCAUGCACAAUAAGGGUGGUAAUCCCGGACACAACAUGAAAAUAAACGGGUCACCCCGUUUAAAGUUAGAAUUUAUAUUUAUAUACUAUUAAAUAGAAACAUUUGUGUGCAUAUAUGUGUGUAACUUGUGCUUUAUUGGUUGUACCUCAAUCAAAUAUAGGUUGUAAUGUGUG
Helianthus annuus (common sunflower) is the source of this 857-nucleotide messenger RNA. RefSeq names its product E3 ubiquitin-protein ligase SP1-like. Gene Ontology annotation, biological process: protein ubiquitination; organelle organization. Gene Ontology annotation, molecular function: ubiquitin-protein transferase activity. Lineage: Eukaryota; Viridiplantae; Streptophyta; Magnoliopsida; Asterales; Asteraceae. The transcript is spliced from 7 exons. The coding region runs from base 12 to 776 and encodes 254 amino acids. The record is from RefSeq and is a predicted model, not a curated record.